GCGAAGCACCCUGGCUUUGACAGCAGCCACCGCCAGUCUUUCCGCCUCCCCAGCCUGCCUGGGAGCUGGGAGCUGAAUUAUGGUGGCCUGACCAGCAAACGCAGCUGCAGGAGCCCAGAGCCUCUGCCCCUUCCCACGCUGCUAACCUGCCAGGAGCUCCAGGAAACCAGCCACAGCCGACCUGCCAUGCUCGCCCUUCCCAGCUCCCACAGGGGGUCCAAGCCAACCUCGCCGGGACCUACGCUAAGGCUGGAAGCCACUGGCCAGAUGUAGCCAAGAUCCAUCUCCUUUCCUUCUCUCUCUUUCUGCGGAUUGUUCCUGCCCAGUACCCACAGCCUGGACUGGGGCUGGUUCAAGGGCCUGCAGGAGCCCUGAUGCUGCACAGCUCUCUCUCCUGAGCAGCCACAACCAGCACUCAGAGUUGGGGGCGGAUAGCGGAGACGGACGUGGGCCCGAGGGAGCCCAGAGGGUCUGAAGGCCAGGGCCCGAAAUGGCCCAAGCACUGCCCUGGCUCCUGCUGUGGAUGGGCUCAGCACUGCUGCCUGCCCACUGCACCCAGCCUGGCAUCCGCCUGCCUCUGCGGAGCGGGCUUGGGGGGACCCCUCUGGGGCUGCGACUGCCUCGGGACACGGAGGAGCCAGAGGACCCUUGCCGGAAGGGCAGCUUUGUGGAGAUGGUGGACAACCUGAGGGGCAAGUCCGGUCAGGGGUACUAUGUGGAGAUGACUGUGGGCAGCCCCCCACAGACGCUCAACAUCCUGGUGGACACAGGCAGCAGUAAUUUUGCAGUGGGGGCUGCCCCCCACCCUUUCCUGCAUCGCUACUACCAGAGGCAGCUGUCCAGCACAUACCGGGACCUCCGGAAGGGCGUGUAUGUGCCCUACACCCAGGGCAAGUGGGAGGGGGAGCUGGGUACCGACCUGGUGAGCAUUCCCCAUGGCCCCAAUGUCACAGUACGUGCCAACAUUGCUGCCAUCACUGAGUCGGACAAGUUCUUCAUCAACGGCUCCAACUGGGAAGGCAUCCUGGGCCUGGCCUAUGCUGAGAUUGCCAGGCCUGACGACUCCCUGGAGCCUUUCUUUGACUCCCUGGUAAAGCAGACCCACGUUCCCAACCUCUUCUCCCUGCAGCUAUGUGGUGCUGGCUUUCCCCUCAACCAGUCAGAAGUGCUGGCCUCGGUUGGAGGGAGCAUGAUCAUUGGGGGUAUCGACCACUCGCUGUACACAGGCAGCCUCUGGUACACACCCAUCCGACGAGAGUGGUAUUAUGAGGUGAUCAUUGUGCGGGUGGAGAUCAAUGGACAGGAUCUGAAAAUGGACUGCAAGGAGUACAACUAUGAUAAGAGCAUCGUGGACAGUGGCACCACCAAUCUUCGUUUGCCCAAGAAAGUGUUUGAAGCUGCAGUCAGAUCCAUCAAGGCGGCCUCCUCGACGGAGAAGUUCCCAGACGGCUUUUGGCUAGGGGAGCAGCUAGUGUGCUGGCAAGCAGGCACCACCCCUUGGAACAUUUUCCCAGUCAUCUCACUCUACCUAAUGAGUGAGGUCACCAAUCAGUCCUUCCGCAUCACUAUUCUUCCACAGCAAUACCUGCGGCCAGUGGAAGACGUGGCCACAUCCCAAGACGACUGCUACAAGUUCGCCAUCUCUCAGUCGUCCACGGGCACGGUUAUGGGAGCAGUUAUCAUGGAGGGCUUCUACGUUGUCUUUGAUCGGGCAAGAAAACGAAUUGGCUUUGCUGUCAGUGCUUGCCAUGUGCACGAUGAGUUCAGGACAGCAGCAGUAGAAGGCCCGUUUGUCACCCUGGACAUGGAAGACUGUGGCUACAACAUUCCACAGACAGAUGAAUCAACCCUCAUGACCAUAGCCUAUGUCAUGGCUGCCAUCUGCGCCCUCUUCAUGCUGCCACUCUGUCUCAUGGUGUGUCAGUGGCGUUGCCUCCGCUGUCUACGCCAUCAGCACGAUGACUUUGCUGAUGACAUCUCCCUGCUGAAGUGAGGAGGCCCAUGAGCAGAAGGCAGAGAUUCCCCUGGACCACAUCUGGGUGGCUGGUCCAAUUUGGUCACAAGGAAACAGAUGGCACCUGUAGCCAGAACACCUCAGGACCCUUACCCACCCACCAAAUGCCUCUGCCUUGACAGAAAAGAAGUAAAAGCUGGCAAGGUGGGUUACAGGAUUGCACCUGUAGGAAACAGGAAAGAAAGCAAGCUCUAGUGACAGGAAUACUCUGUCACCUCAAACUUGACUUGAGGAAUUCUGUUGCUUGAAACUUCAACCCUGAGUCUUUGCCCACCAUCCCUCUCAAUCCCCCAACCCAAAGUAUUCUUCUUUCCUUAGUUCCAGAAGUAAUGGCUCCCACCCAGGUGAUCCCAGUGGGCGUCUCUGCAGUACCUGGAAGAGAAAAGGGCCAGUCUGUUUCCCUGCUGCCAAGUCAGUAAGAGUGAAUGCAGUUUGCUUUUGCGUUAGGGAUAGGAACUGUAUCAAUGAGCCUAACUUGGUGCAAAGACUGCCUCUUGAAUUAAAAAGUAAUUUGACUCAAUAGUUGUACAAACGGGAGUGGCUGGAAGAGGAGGAGAGGGAGUGCAAAGACAGGGAACACAAGGGGAUCCAAGCUAGGAAAGGUGGAAGCAUGACUUCUCGCCAGUUCCAGUUUCAGACUUCAUCUCCGAGACAGAAUCCCAUCUCUGUAAGAUGGUGUUGCUUCCCAGUGUUUUCUUUUCUGCGGCUGCAGCUGGACCAAAAGUGAGAUGGGAAGAAGAGCUUAUUUAACAACAACAAAAAAAACAACUCUUUUUAGCUUUCUUAAACGAAAAGUGUUCAGUAAGAAGUUCCAUCUAACUGAUGAAUUUCUACCUUACUGAUUCCACUUGUCUCUAUCUGAACACUCUGCUCUACAUAUGCUAGGUACCACUGAAAUAUCCCAACCCUCCUAAACCCCAGUGCCCUAUGGAAAGCAACUGGAACAGUGCAAACAGAGCAGGGCUGGGCUUCAUCUUGCUGGGUACCUCUUCACUCCCUCCCCCAAAUCCCUAGUCCUCUGGAGCUCUGCAGCUGAGGUGCUAAGAAGAAAAGACAGGAGACCUCUCCUACCUAAUAAUCCUUGAAAGCAGAAUCCUGAAGAUUCAUUCAACAGGUAUAGGGGUGAUGCCCUUUAUUCAUGCUUGGUUUCUUCCUGUUCAGCUUUAAGUUGUAGUAAGACCUUUCCAUAAUACAGAGCAAUUUCAUUGAGGUCUCACCCUCUCUAUCUCACUCUCCGUCUAUUUGGCUAAGGCAUGCCACUGUGGCGCAAGUAUUAUACCAAGAGUGUCAGGAACACAAGGCUUUCAGGUUAUAGCAUCAUUGCCUUCAGUAUCAAGGCUGCCUGGAGAGUGGAUGGCAGCUUUAGGGCUUCCUUACUUCACCAUGAGAGCCUGUCAAAGGAAUCUACCCUUUUCUCCUGUUCUGCUCUCUAUUCCCCACUCCUAACAGUAGUUGGGUACCUAGGCUGGUUCUUGGGCUACAUAUUGGUGACCAAGUUCAUUACCUAUCACUUCUACCACAGUCAUCUAUGAUACCAGUGUUAGUGAGAAGAGCUGAAUUUUCCUGGUAUACCCACUGGAUCUUAUUCCUUACACGGUCAAUACACUGUUUCCAGAUAUGGGACCUGUCAAGUGUGGAAUUACCCGAUGAGGGAGAGGGAAUUACAAGAAGGGCCUCUGGAAAUCCUGUUGCCCACAAGCAGCCAGUUGCCCACAAGCCAUAAACCAAUAAAUCAAGAACACUGAGUCAUA
Messenger RNA from Phyllostomus hastatus (greater spear-nosed bat), 3765 nucleotides. It is a transcript of the gene BACE1, whose product is annotated as beta-secretase 1. Gene Ontology annotation, biological process: amyloid-beta metabolic process; membrane protein ectodomain proteolysis. Gene Ontology annotation, molecular function: aspartic-type endopeptidase activity. The transcript is spliced from 9 exons. Gene Ontology annotation, cellular component: trans-Golgi network; endosome; membrane. Lineage: Eukaryota; Metazoa; Chordata; Mammalia; Chiroptera; Phyllostomidae. Bases 491 to 1993 code for a protein of 500 amino acids. The record is from RefSeq and is a predicted model, not a curated record.